UCGGCGCCCGCCCCGCUGGGCCCGGGGGCCGCGGGCCCGCUGCGGGGGCUCCGGUCGCUGCUCCUCAGCGGGGAUGGCGGCGGAGGACGAGGCGGAGCUGAGCCUGCUGGAGUGCCGGGUGUGCUUCGAGCCGUACGGCCCCGACGGGCAGCGGCGGCCGCUCAACCUGCCCUGCGGGCACGUCCUCUGCCGGGGCUGCGUGGGGGCCCUGGCCGGCGCCGAGCGCCGGCGGCUGGAGUGUCCCUUCUGCCGGCGGCUCUGCGGCCCCGCCGAGACCAGCGCCUGCCGCCCGCUGCUGCAGCUGCUGGAGCUGCUGGGCCCCGGCGGCCGCCUGGCCUCGGCGCUGGGCAGGAGCGGCGGCGGGGCGGCGGCGGCCCCCGCGGGGCUCGGGCUGCGGCGGUGCCUGGGGGGCUGGGGGUGGCUGGUGAACCCCACCGGCGUGGCGGCCUGCCCCGGCUCGGGCCGCCUGGCCGUGGCACACGACGGCGAGAAGCGGAUCCACGUCUUCGGGCCCGGCGGGUUCUGCCUGGGGCGGUUCGGGGAGCGGGGGCCCGCGAGCAACGACAUUAAGUAUCCGCUGGAUGUGGCGGUGACGCCGGACGGGCACGUGGUGGUCACCGACGGCGGGGACUGCUCCGUGAAGGCCUUCGAUUUUGAUGGGAGGGGGGUGCUGGCUGUCCGGGAAGGCUUCUGCCUGCCCUGGGGCCUGGAUGCCACCCCCGAGAGCGAAGUGAUCGUGACGGACUCGGAGGCAGGAGCGCUGUACCGCUUGGCGGCCGAUUUCCCAAGGGGGGAAUUGAAGAAGUGCCAGGUGAUCCGGUCCCGGCUGGUCAGCCCCAGGGCGGUCGCGGUCUGCCGGACCUCGGGUGCUGUCGUGGUAAUAGAGCACCUGAAAGCUCUAGGAGAGAGCAAGGGCAGCACCCGCGUGAAGAUAUUCAGUGCGGAGAUGGAUCUCAUCGGCCAGAUGGACAGCUUCGGUCUGAACCUCGUGUUCCCCUCCAGAAUAUACGCUACCGCCGUGGCCUUUGACAAGGAAGGUCGUGUUAUAGUAACGGAUGUUUGUAGCCAGGCUGUCAUAUGCUUAGGGAAACCUGAGGAAUUUCCCAUCUUUAAUCCUCUAAUUAGUCACGGGCUUGCUUAUCCUGUCGGACUGACUUACACGGCAGACAAUUCCCUCGUCGUUUUAGACAGCGGUGAUCAUUCAGUGAAAGUAUAUAGCUCUACCUGAGUGGGCUUAGAUGCUUACUGCUGCAGGCUCAAGCUGCUCCUGGCCAUAAAGCGUGCGGAGUUGUGUUUGUAGGAGGGGACGGAGGAGGCGGUUUUGGGGCUUUGAGUGAAAUCACCCUCCGACCAACACGCCGUGCUUCCUGCAAAACUUGUAUCUUGCCUGCCUGUGGGAGGGAACCUGGCUGUUGCUGCCUGUAGCCAACAACAAAUCAGCCAAACAAAUAAUUUGGCAUUUUAAAACUGUUCCAUGCCUUGACAACCAAGUGGUUUUGGUUCUUUUUGGCGCGUAAUCAAAGGCCAGCACCUGUGAAAGUAAUGCGUCAUUUCCCAGCACGCAGUUUUCACUAUUCUUAAUUAAGUAUAGAUACACUCCUGACAGAACUGUUUCCAGGAAUUGUGCACAAGGGAGGAGAUUGCCUUGACAGAAUGAUAGGAGAAUUGGAAGCCUCCAUUCAAGGUUGCAUAAAUCCAGCUAAAAUCGUUGUGAUGGAGGAGCUACCACUGAUGAGUGAGUUAUGAGAAGUGAAAUCACGUUCAAAGUCUAUUUUUUACGUACCAGGAAAAUGCACCUCUGGGAGCACACUUUGCUAGUUUAUUCACACCUUUAUUAAGGUUGUACUGGAGCACUUUGUCUUCCUCUAAAAUGCCCAAGUCUGUGUCUUUACCUAGAGGUAAUCUGGUGUGUGGUUACACAGCGUGGGCUGCUUUACCUAAAAGCCUCUUGAAAUAUUCACGUUUAGACCACAGAUACUCCUGCAUAUGUGAGUUUGAGUUGGCUGUGCUGCUAACACAGCUAUAUGUGGGAGGUUUUCAGCACUGCCUGCCCCUGGUUUGUCAUUAGUAUGGUGCUUUUGCACUCCAAACCCCAGGAUUCAACUGCAAAUUGAAAUAUUAGUGAGAAGUAAGCCUCAUUUUUUUCCUAGCUUCCAAAUGCAGUUUUGUAGAUUGUGAACACUGAGGACAUUUAGAUCAGUUUAUAUUCUCUUGUUUUACAGUAAUAUUUUAUUCUCACUUAUAUUCUCACAGUUUCACUGUGGACACUUUUGCCUUAUUGCAUAGUAGAAAUUAUGCUACAUAUGACUUAUUUUGAGAAGGAUUUAAUACCCCCACUAGAAGUCACUGCUGCAUUUUUAGGCAUUUAUCUGCUACUAAAAUGAUUACUUAGAUGGUUCAGCACUAAAAUGAAGUCUGAUAAAAAUGCAAAUACUAUCUGAGGUAGGGAUGAGUAGGUUAAAAUGGCAUAAAACUUUUGGGGUAAUUUUUUUCAGAAAUUGAAAUCAUUAAUAUUAACUAAUCUAAAUUCUCAGGCAAUCAGUAAAUUUUUUUAUCUGGCUUUUGGUCUGAUUUCAGGGCAUUUAGUAAUUGCAUGUGUUACAGCACCAGUGAUUUACCAAAUACUUGCAUUAAAUUGGAGCAGUUUAGCCCUCUAAUUCACCCAAUGUGUUAAUCUGUCUCAUGUCAAUAUUUAUUUAAACAAAACAAGUCUCAUAAUUGCAGCUAUUUAUAAAGGUUCAUAGAACAGUGACCUGCCAAUAAAGUGUGAUUUGCUUA
Oenanthe melanoleuca is the source of this 2778-nucleotide messenger RNA. It is a transcript of the gene NHLRC1, whose product is annotated as NHL repeat containing E3 ubiquitin protein ligase 1. The transcript has a single exon. Gene Ontology annotation, biological process: proteasome-mediated ubiquitin-dependent protein catabolic process; negative regulation of translation; protein polyubiquitination. Bases 74 to 1228 code for a protein of 384 amino acids. Gene Ontology annotation, molecular function: translation repressor activity; ubiquitin protein ligase activity; protein binding. NCBI's taxonomy places the organism in Eukaryota, Metazoa, Chordata, Aves, Passeriformes, Muscicapidae. The record is from RefSeq and is a predicted model, not a curated record.